CAUUUGCACUUUCUCGAUUCCGGCCGGCUGAAAGAUUUUGAGAAUCGUGUCAUUCCUGUGUAGUUGCCGGUAAUUAUUUGUCGAUUAAUAUAUUGAAUCAGUUCUUCAUGGCUGAUCAACAAUAUUCUCAGUAUCCAGCUGGUCAGACUGGAUAUUCUUAUGGUAGUUAUGGAGGUGAUUCUUCAUACUCCCAAAGUGGAUACGGAGGAGCAAGUGCUGGAGCAUAUACGGGAUCAACAACAGCAAAUUGGGGUGGUUCAUCUGCACCAGCAACUGGCACUGCUUAUAGUGGUUAUGGAGCUGAUCAAUAUGGAUCAAGUCAGCAGCAAUACAGUUAUGGCCAGCAACCUGCUGCUUCGUACACUGCCGGAAGUUAUUCAGCUUCAGCGCCACAAAGCAGUUCAGGUUACUCAAGCUCUCCUAGUUAUGGAUCAUACGGCGGCUCUGCUCCUACCGGCUACGGAAGUCAACCUCCUAGUAGUGUAGGCUCAGCUGCUCCAGCUCCUGCAUAUGGAGCUGGUGCUCCUCCUGCAACUGGAGCAUCUGCUAUACCCCCAGUCGGCCCACCAGCUGGAGGGCCUCCUGGUCAUGGUAUGCCUCCUCCUUCUGGAGGUUAUGGAGGACCACCACCUGGUGGUGAUUACAAUAGACCUCCAGGUGGCUAUGGUGGACCUAUGCCUCCUGGAGGUCCAGGACCAGUUCCAGGUGGACCUGCUAAUGAUGGAUAUGGAGGACCUAUGGGCUAUGGUGGACCGGGCGGUGGAAGAGGUGGAUUUCAAGGAGGUCCUGGUGGUUAUGACAGAGGUAGCAGAGGAGGUGGUGGCGGCGGUGGCUAUGGUAACCAAGGUCCUGGCCGGGGCGGUUUCAAUAAAGGUGGACGAGGUGGCUACCAGUAUAAUGGAGGUGGUGGUGGCGGAAGUUAUGGAGGCGAAGAAAUUCAGGAUACUGUGUUUGUUUCUGGAUUACCUGAAGCUGUAAAUGAAGAUGAACUUUCAAAUUAUUUUGGUGCUAUAGGUGUCAUUAAAAUGGAUAAAAAGACUGGUAAGCAAAGAAUUUGGAUUUAUAAAGAUAAGAUUACAGGUAAAGGUAAAGGAGAAGCUACUAUCACAUAUGACGACCCUCCAACUGCAAGCUCAGCAAUUAAUUGGUUCGGAGGCAAAGACUUUCAAGGAAAGAAGAUUAAUGUUCAGUUAGCGCAGCGUAAAUCUCAGCCAUUCGGCGGUCCCGGUGGUGGCGGUGGCCGAGGGAGAGGCGGUGGACGUGGUGGAGGAGGCCGUGGCGGUCGUGAUGAUGGCGGCCGAGGAGGCGACAGGGGAUCUGGCGGCGGUUCAGGAAGGGAUGGUGAUUGGAAAUGCCUUAACCCGGAUUGUGGAAAUAACAACUUUUCUUGGAGAGUGGAAUGCAAUAGGUGCCAUGCUCCGAGGCCCGAAGGAGUGGGUGGUGGUGCUCCUCCUGAAGGAGGCUCCCGAGGUCCAGGUGGCGGUGGUGGCCGCGGAGGCGGAAUGCGUGGAGGUCGCGGUGGAGACAGAGGUGGCAGAGGAAGAGGAGGACCGCCCGGCAUGGGAGGACGUGGUGGUUUUGGUGGGGGCCGUGGAGGUCCCGGACGUGGCGGACCAAUGCGAGGAGGACCCGGGGGUGACAGAAGACAAAGACCGUAUUAAUAUUAUCCCUAGUGUAAAAGUGUUUUAUGAUUUCUCUCUCUUCAUCAUUUGGACUUAUUACUUAGUUCUGUAUGCAUUGUCAUUUCAUUAUCAUGAACACUCCUUCAUUUUAUGUACAUUUUAAUAAAAAAUAUUUUCUUUCCUA
Uloborus diversus is the source of this 1806-nucleotide messenger RNA. Its product is annotated as RNA-binding protein FUS-like. Gene Ontology annotation, cellular component: nucleus. Gene Ontology annotation, biological process: regulation of DNA-templated transcription. The record is from RefSeq and is a predicted model, not a curated record. Bases 108 to 1661 code for a protein of 517 amino acids. NCBI's taxonomy places the organism in Eukaryota, Metazoa, Arthropoda, Arachnida, Araneae, Uloboridae. Gene Ontology annotation, molecular function: transcription coregulator activity; RNA binding. The transcript has 13 exons.